AUGCAUCACCCCACUCUGCUCGCCGCUGGCGCUGCCGUCCUCUCGGCUUUGCCCGGUGCCCAGGCAGGCAUGUACCCGAAGAGCUCUGCCGUGCUCCAGGUGGAUGCCAAAAACUACGAUACCCUAAUCGCAAAGUCCAACUACACCUCGAUUGUCGAGUUCUACGCCCCGUGGUGCGGACACUGCCAGAACCUCAAGCCUGCUUACGAAAAGGCAGCCAAGAACCUCGAUGGACUGGCCAAGGUCGCCGCCAUCGAUUGUGACGAUGAUGCCAACAAGCCACUAUGCGGCCAGUUUGGUGUUCAGGGUUUCCCCACCCUCAAAAUCGUGAGGCCGGGCAAGAAGCCCGGUAAGCCCGUCGUCGAGGACUACCAAGGCCCGCGAACCGCCACUGGCAUUGUCGAAGCCGUCGUCGACAAGAUUAACAACCACGUCAAGCGAGUCACCGACAAGGACCUCGAUUCGUUCCUCGAGGGAGACAAGCCCAAGGCCAUCCUUUUCACCGAGAAGGGUACCACCAGCGCUCUCCUGCGCAGCGUCGCCAUUGACUUCCUCGACGCAGUCACGGUCGGUCAGGUGCGCAGCAAGGAGGCAAAGGCGGUUGAGAAGUUUGGAGUCAAGUCAUUCCCCACUCUGGUGCUUCUGCCCGGUGGCGACAAGGAGCCUAUCGUCUACGAUGGAGAGCUGAAGAAGGACGGUCUGGUUUCUUUCAUUUCCCAGGUCGCUUCUCCGAACCCGGACCCUGCGCCUAACGGUGACAAGAAAAAGGCCGACAAGAAGGCCGACAAGAAGACUGAGAAGAAGGCUGAGAAGAGCAAGCCCGCAUCCGCCAAGUCGAGCACCAGUACUGCCGCCGAGGAGGCCACCCCCGAGUCCGAGACCCCUACCGAGUCCCCCUCCGCUAAGCAAGCCGCCUCUGCCGUCAUUCCUCCUCUGCCCGUCGCCGAAACCCCCGAGAAGCUCCAGGCCGAGUGCCUCAGCGCCAAGUCCCACACCUGCGUCUUGGCCUUCGUUUCUUCCAAGGAGAACGAAAAGGCUGAGAAGGCUCUCACCAGCCUGUCGGAGCUCGUUCACAAGUACGCUCAGAACCAGCGCAAGAUCUUUCCCUUCUUCUCCGUCCCCAACGACAACACCGCCGCUUCUACUGUUACGAAGGGUCUUGGUCUUACUGGUGACAUUGAGAUCGUUGCUGUAAACGCCCGCCGUGGUUGGUGGAGACGCUACGAAGGUGACUUCGGUGUUGCGAGUGUCGAGAGCUGGGUUGAUGCCAUUCGUAUGGGCGAGGGCGCCAAGAAGAAGCUCCCCGAAGGCCUCGUCGUUGAGGAGGUCAAGACCGAGUCUACUGAGAGCACCGCCUCCACUGCAGCUACGGAGCCAACCCCUGAACCGGAGACUGAAGCGCCCAAGGAGACGUCCUCCGAGGCUCCUGCUGCUCACGACGAGCUGUAA
This is a messenger RNA of Colletotrichum spaethianum, 1449 nucleotides long. Its product is annotated as putative protein lysine methyltransferase SET5. The record is from RefSeq and is a predicted model, not a curated record. NCBI's taxonomy places the organism in Eukaryota, Fungi, Ascomycota, Sordariomycetes, Glomerellales, Glomerellaceae. Gene Ontology annotation, biological process: response to endoplasmic reticulum stress. The coding region runs from base 1 to 1449 and encodes 482 amino acids. Gene Ontology annotation, molecular function: protein disulfide isomerase activity; protein-disulfide reductase activity. Gene Ontology annotation, cellular component: endoplasmic reticulum lumen. The transcript has 2 exons.